Messenger RNA from Dictyostelium purpureum, 606 nucleotides. RefSeq lists its product as uncharacterized. The record is from RefSeq and is a predicted model, not a curated record. The transcript is spliced from 2 exons. NCBI's taxonomy places the organism in Eukaryota, Evosea, Eumycetozoa, Dictyosteliales, Dictyosteliaceae. The annotation marks the transcript as partial. Gene Ontology annotation, molecular function: oxidoreductase activity.
UCAAAUAAAACAAUUCUUUUUAAUAAAUAUGGGGGCACAGAUGUUUUAUAUGUAGAUAAUUUACCAAUCCCUGAACCAGGAAAUAAUGAAGUAAGAAUUAAAAAUAUAUGCAUUGGUAUUGGUAGAGUAGAAGAAAUUUAUCGUAAUGGUGAAAUUCAAGGUAUUGAUGUCAAAUUCCCAUCAUCAUUAGGCUAUGAGGCAUCAGGAAUUGUUGAUUCAGUAGGUAAAGAUGUUAAAAACUUUAAAGUUGGUGAUAGUGUUUCUGCACUUCAAAAUACAAGCCAAGACAAAUAUACAACAAAUGGGGAAUACUGUAUCCAACCUGAAACAUCAUUAGUAAAGAAUCCAUCAAAUGUUAGUCACGAGCAAGCAAGUUCAAUUUGGUUUUCAUAUUUAACAGCAUACUUUCCAUUAAGAAAUUUAAAAGAAAAUGAUUUUAUUUUAAUAACUGCUGCAAGCUCAAGUACUGGUCUUGGGGCAAUUCAGCUUUCUAAAAUAUUAGGUGCAAAAGUUAUAGCAACUAGUCGUAGUAAUUCAAAAAAACAACAACUUUUAGAUUUUGGUGCUGAUUAUUUUGUAAACACUACUGAUCCGGUCGAAUUCGAA